Triticum dicoccoides is the source of this 4046-nucleotide messenger RNA. RefSeq names its product disease resistance protein Pik-2-like. Bases 148 to 3969 code for a protein of 1273 amino acids. NCBI's taxonomy places the organism in Eukaryota, Viridiplantae, Streptophyta, Magnoliopsida, Poales, Poaceae. The record is from RefSeq and is a predicted model, not a curated record. The transcript has 4 exons. Gene Ontology annotation, molecular function: ADP binding. Gene Ontology annotation, biological process: defense response to other organism.
AGAAAAAGAAAUAUGCCAACUUGACAUCAGGCUUGUAGCUGGAAUGGAUUCCCCUUCUUAAUGUACUCACCCUUAUCAGCUUCUAGCUACACUCAUAUCUGCCAUUAGCACCAGCCCCUUCUACAUCACAGCGAGAAAACCAGAACCAUGGAGGCGACGGGGGUGAGCUUGGGGAAGGCCGCGCUGGGCGGGGCACUGGGCUAUGCCACGUCCAAGGCGGCGGAGGAAAUCGCCCUACAGCUUGGUGUCGAGCGCGAUGUGAACUUCAUCAAGGAUGAGCUGCAGAUGAUGCAGUCAUUCCUGAUGAUGGCUGAUGAAGAGCAAAGCCAGAACAAGGUGCUCACUACCUGGGUGAAACAGAUCGGGGUCCUGGCCUACAAGGUGGAGGACAGCCUCAUGGAUUUUGGCCUUCACUCAGAGAAAAAGCCUUUCAUGGGGUGCAUCCCCCGCAACCCAGGUGAUCGGCGUCGCAUUGCCAAAGAGGUGAAGGAGCUGAGGGCCGAGGUGGAAGACGUGAGUAACAGGAACCUGCGCUAUCGCCUCAUCAAGGAGAGUUCAGGCUCCAAGCCUUCCGUGGCAGAGGAGCAGGCCAGCAUUGCCGCUGCGGCAAUGUUUGGCAUCAAUGAAGCAAGGCCUAACAUCUUGGAGCAUCAAAAAUCAUCAGAGGUCGACCUCCACCAGCUGAUUACCAACAACCAUGUUGACCUUAGGGUGAUCGCCAUGUGGGGAACAAAUGGUGAUCUUGGGAAGACAUCCGCCAUCCAGGAUGUUUAUGAUGAUCCAAAGGUAUCAAAAAGGUUUGGAUUCUGUGCUUGGAUUAGGUUGAUGCAUCCUUUCAAUCCACAAGAGUUCCUCAGGAGCUUGGUAAGGCAAUUUUAUGAAAAUUCCCAUGAUAUGGUUGGAGAGCCAUCUUUCAAUCCUCAAAAGUUCCUCCAGAGCUUGGUAAGGCAAUUAAAUGAAAACACUCAUGAUGUGGUUGGAAAAGCAGAACAAGAAACAAGUGUUGGGGCCGUUCUGGCCAAGAUGGAGAAGAUGGAUCAAAGUGAUUUAGUCCAUGUGUUUAAUGCACAGUUGUGUAGUAGUAGCUACCUAGUUGUCAUAAAUGACCUGUCCACAAUAGAAGAGUGGCAUUGCAUUAAGAAGUACUUUCCCGUCAACAAGAAACGAAGUAGAAUCAUCGUUUCCACACAGCAAGUUGAAAUUGCAAGCUUGUGCGCGAAGAGACCGUACCAAGUUUCAAAAUUCAAGCAGUUGUCAUGUGAUCAAACUAUUUAUUUGUUCCACACGAAGAAUUCAGAGGAGCAGAUCAGCAUGUGCUGUGUUUGUGGGGUAAUGUUUGGCAUCAAUGAAGCAGGGCUGGCUGUGGCAGAGAAUGAGAAACUGAAGGCUAUUUGUGCAUCAUGUUCUGCCGAGCCUGUUCCCGACCCAAAGAAAGUUAUUACUGCUGAGAAAAACACAGCAAUGCCCACUGAUGAAAUACAGAAGGAAAACCAAGAACCGAACAAUGUAGGUGAAGACAAAGCUUGCAACUCAACUGCUGGAAAGAAGUUUGAUGGCAGCAGGACACUAGCACUAGCUGAUGAAGUGAUCUGUGGGCGAGAAACAGAAAAAUCUGUUCUUAUCAAAUUAGUUGACCAACCAGACAAUGAUAAAGGCUGUAAGGUGAUCUCAGUUUGGGGAAUGGGGGGUCUUGGAAAAACCACUCUUGUCCGAAGCAUCUACCGAAGCCAGCAGCUUGGUGGCUGGAAACGUGCUUGGGCCACUGCAAUGCGUCCUUUUAACCCUGAGGCACUCCUUAGGGAUUUGGCUUUGCAGCUUCAGAUUACUAUUCAAGAAGAUCCUCCCGCAUCAACAUCAACUAGAGUGCAAAAGAUGAAACUUCAAGGGUUAAAUGAAGAGCUAGCUCGGGUACUAAAAACAAAAAAGUGUCUUGUUGUUAUUGAUGAUAUAUGGUCCAUUUCUGAAUGGGAUUCUAUCAAACAAUGUUUACAUAAUGCUGGAAGGAUCAUAGUCACGACAAGAGAAAAAAACAUUGCCAAACAUUGUUCAAUAGUAGACAAGAACAUGUACUGUCUUGAUGGUCUGAAAGAUGAUGCUGCACUUGACCUCUUCAUAAAGAAGGUAUUCAAGAAAAAUGCUGAAAAUAAUAAUUUAUUCCCAGCUAUGAUUGAUCAAGCAAGACUUCUAAUACAGAAAUGUGGCGGACUUCCCCUUGCAAUAUCCACUAUAGGUGGUUUCCUAGCCACCAAGCCAAAAACUGCUAUUGAAUGGAAGAAGAUGAGUGACGGUAUUAACACAGAAUUGGACAUAAAUCCUGAACUUAGGGAAAUAAGGACAAUUCUUAUGAGGAGCUAUGAUGGUUUGCCAUACCAUCUCAAGUCUGCUUUCUUAUACCUCUCCAUUUUUCCGGAAGACCAUAGAAUUAGGUGGGGUCGCUUGGUGAUGCGGUGGGUUGCGGAGGGUUACUCAAGGGAUAUGCAUGGCAUUACUGCAAUUGAACUUUGUCAGAGGUAUUUUGAUGAACUCUUAGAUAGGAGUAUGAUCCUGACAGGGGAAGGGACAGACCAAUACAGUCAAAAAAUCAAUUCUUGCCAACUUCAUGAUAUGAUCCGUGAAAUAUGUAUCUCAAAGGCUAGGGAGGAAAACCUUGUUAUGAGGCUGGAGGAAGGAUGUUGUUUGAGCGACACACAAGGUGCAAUAGGGCAUCUUGUCAUAGGCAGCAACUGGAAAAGGGAUAAAGAAGUGCUGGAGAGCAAGCUAGACUUGUCACAUGUACGGUCAUUGACUGUGUUUGGAGAGUGGAGAUCGUUUUUCAUCUCUGACAAUAUGAGGUUCCUUCGAGUGCUUGACUUAGAAGACACACUAGGGUUAAGAGAUCAUCAUCUUGAUGAUAUUGGGCAGCUCCGUCACCUGAAGUAUCUUUCUUUUCGAGGAUGUAAAAACAUUUUAUACCUGCCUAAUUCUUUGGGAAAUUUGAGGCACCUUGAAAUGCUGGAUGUUAGAGGUACACGUAUAUAUGAUUUGCCAACAACAGUCACCAAUCUUCUGAAGCUACAUCACCUCCGUCAAGAUAGUUAUUGCUACAGCAUUUUUAUGCUCAAGGGAGAGCGCGACAUAGUUGGGAGGUAUGAAGAUUACACUAGACAUGCUUGCACACGUCGAAUAUGUGGCAUUUGUCUGUGCAGACGCCCUCUUUUCUUGAGACCACAAGUUUUAGAUGAUGGUUUGAAUAGGUAUGAUAUAUUCAAUCUAUACCGCUUUCAGCCGAGGCAUCAUCGAUUUGGCAUUACACAUCCUAAAGGGAUUGGCAAAUUGAAGGCCCUUCACACACUAGGUUUUGUGGAUGUUUCCGGGAGAAACGGAAACACCACUAUAAAAGAGUUUGGAGAGCUUACUCAGCUAUGUAAGCUUAAAGUGGGUGGUGUGAGCUACCAAAACAUCAGUGAGUUAUGGUAUGCCAUUGCUGGUCAUAAUCAUCUUCAAUCUUUGUCAGUUGAAACAGUUGACAUUGACACGCACGAAGAGAAGAAUGUGUUAGAUGGCUGUUUGGGUGAGGAUUUGUUGCCACCAAGCAACCUCGAGAGCCUCACACUACAUGGUAAGCUAGUCAAUGUAACAGAAUGGAUCGAUAAGCUUCAGAAUCUGUCCAAGUUGGCACUAAAGUAUAGCAUGUUGGAGCAACAUAAGGCCAUACAAGCCCUUGGGUUACUACGAAAUCUUGCAGUUCUACGUCUGAAGGAUAACUCGUUUCAUGGGACACAGCUCCAUUUCCAGAGCUCAUCUUUCCCGAGUCUCAUGGUGCUGGAGUUGCGUUAUUUAUACAACCUCCAGUCGGCUCUGUUUGACAAAGGCACAAUGCCUAAGCUCGAGCUGCUACAAGUUUAUUCGUGCAACAGUGUGGAGCACAUCACCGGGCUGGCAGCCCUCACAAGGCUAAGGAAAUUCGGUUGUGGGCCUAUAAUAGUUUGAUCCAAGAGGUGCAGAGGCAGGUAGGGGAGCACGUCAGACUGAUUAAUAUUUGACUAAGCGCACACUGUGUUUGUGGG